This is a messenger RNA of Candoia aspera, 8126 nucleotides long. RefSeq names its product zonadhesin-like. The coding region runs from base 243 to 8126 and encodes 2627 amino acids. Gene Ontology annotation, cellular component: membrane; extracellular matrix. Gene Ontology annotation, molecular function: calcium ion binding; protein binding. The transcript has 36 exons. NCBI's taxonomy places the organism in Eukaryota, Metazoa, Chordata, Lepidosauria, Squamata, Candoiidae. The record is from RefSeq and is a predicted model, not a curated record.
AAAUGCCCAUAUUCAGAGGGCAGGAAUGAACCCUGAUCUGUCUCUCCACUCAGGUUGUCUUCAAAGCCAAGCAGGUCAAGGCAGAAGGUAUUGAAUUGGCUGUGGACUCCAUCUUUAUCCAGCUCGGCCCUUGCUCACCCUGCGUGACCAAAUGCAAUUUUGAUACUCCGAAUUACUUCUGCGGAUGGGAGAAGCAAAAGGAGGGAGAGGUGACUUGGGAGCAGUGGACUGGCCCCGGGGACAUGCCAGGUGUGGGGCCAACGGAUGACUUCUCCAGGCCUGGAUUUGGUUCCUACAUGUUGCUCAGUCCUUUCAAUGAGGGAAGUAGAGGAAGUGCAUUUCUGAAGAGCCCCACAUUCUCUCCGGGAGGAUGCCUCGUCCUUAGCUUCUACUACACCCUCCAUGGUACCUCUGACGAUACAGCCCUGAAGGUCUAUGCGGCUGCCCCAGGGGAAGAACUAGGGGUCCUGUUGCUGUCGCUCAGUGGGGAACAUGGUCCCCACUGGAGGCCAGGAGCAGCUAAUUAUACCGGGAGGAAGAGCAUCCAGUUCAUCUUCGAAGGCACGCUUGCAGGGAACCCGGGACUGGCAGUGGACAGUGUGGCGAUUUCUCCCUGUGGAGAGAUUUUUGCCGCUUGCAACUUCAAUGACAACACGGACCCCUUCUGUGGCUGGCAUGACCCUGCGGAUAACAAUGUCAUCUGGAUACGGACAAACCAAGGCACCCCCACUGAAGACACUGGCCCCCCUGGAGAUUAUCCCCAUGGUGAUGGCUACUACAUCUUCGCAGAAGCUGGCUUUCUAAAGCCGGGCGAGUCUACACGUCUCUCCAGCCGGCCGUUCUGCAUAGAUCAGGAGGCCUGUGUAGAGUUCUACUACCACAUGCACAGCAUUGUGGCAGUUGAGACCCAGCUCCGGGUCCUGCUGGAGGGGCCUUCAGGAGCAGUUAUUGGUCUCUGGAACUGUACGGGGAAUCAGAGUCCCAGCUGGCUCUUUGGCUCUGUGACGAUACCAUACGGUGGAGCACAGCCAAGCACGGUCACUUUUGAGGUCGUCAGAGGAAGGAAUGCCUACUUGGACGUGGCAUUAGACAACAUUUCUGUGCACCGGGGCCGAUGUGCAGCAACUCCUGUGCCUCCAAGUACCUCUUCAAUAGCUUCAUCAACUGCUGGGGGACCGGUCGUGACUGUGCCACCUGAACAACCUACCAUCUCCUGGCCCACAAUCGUCACCUUUCCAAGCCCCACAACAUUCAAUGCAUCCACCACCACCAAAGCCACUGUGACCAAGUCCCAUCCAACAACAUUGAGCUCCACAGGGGACAGUGCCCAGUCCACCAGGCCAGGGGCCACAACUACUGUCACACCCCACAGCAGUGCUAGCCCUGGGCAAGGGAACCAAACAACCACUGGGCUCCCGAACAGCAGCCAAACACCAAGCUGUGCCACUCCUAUCUCUACCCAGACCAGUCCCCCCAGCCCUGUCACCACCUCCUCCUCUGUGAGCACCACUGUAUCGGUUGGUACCACCAGCCAAGGGACUGUUGUCCCCACCAGGAACGAGAGUCUGGCCACCCCCACAGGUCCUCCCAGCACUGGCCAGACCAGUCCCCCCAGCCCUGUCACCACCUCCUCUGUGAGCACCACUGUAUCGGUUGGUUCCACUAGCCAAGGGACUGUUGUCCCCACCAGGAACGAGAGUCUGGCCACCCCCACAGGUCCUCCCAGCACUGGCCAGACCAGUCCCCCCAGCCCUGUCACCACCUCCUCUGUGAGCACCACUGUAUCGGUUGGUACCACCAGCCAAGGGACUGUUGUCCCCACCAGGAACGAGAGUCUGGCCACCCCCACAGGUCCUCCCAGCACUGGCCAGACCAGUCCCCCCAGCCCUGUCACCGCCUCCUCUGUGAGCACCACUGUAUCGGUUGGUACCACCAGCCAAGGGACUGUUGUCCCCACCAGGAACGAGAGUCUGGCCACCCCCACAGGUCCUCCCGGCACUGGCCAGACCAGUUCCCCCAGCCCUGUCACCACCUCCUCUGUGAGCACCACUGUAUCGGUUGGUACCACCAGCCAAGGGACUGUUGUCCCCACCAGGAACGAGAGUCUGGCCACCCCCACAGGUCCUCCCGGCACUGGCCAGACCAGUUCCCCCAGCCCUGUCACCACCUCCUCUGUGAGCACCACUGUAUCGGUUGGUUCCACCAGCCAAGGGACUGUUGUCCCCACCAGGAACGAGAGUCUGGCCACCCCCACAGGUCCUCCCGGCACUGGCCAGACCAGUCCCCCCAGCCCUGUCACCACCUCCUCUGUGAGCACCACUGUAUCGGUUGGUUCCACCAGCCAAGGGACUGUUGUCCCCACCAGGAACGAGAGUCUGGCCACCCCCACAGGUCCUCCCAGCACUGGCCAGACCAGUCCCCCCAGCCCUGUCACCACCUCCUCUGUGAGCACCACUGUAUCGGUUGGUUGCACCGGCCAAGGGACUGUUGUCCCCACCAGGAACGAGAGUCUGGCCACCCCCACAGGUCCUCCCAGCACUGGCCAGACCAGUCCCCCCAGCCCUGUCACCACCUCCUCUGUGAGCACCACUGUAUCGGUUGGUACCACCAGCCAAGGGACUGUUGUCCCCACCAGGAACGAGAGUCUGGCCACCCCCACAGGUCCUCCCGGCACUGGCCAGACCAGUUCCCCCAGCCCUGUCACCACCUCCUCUGUGAGCACCACUGUAUCGGUUGGUUCCACCAGCCACGGGACUGUUGUCCCCACCAGGAACGAGAGUCUGGCCACCCCCACAGGUCCUCCCAGCACUGGCCAGACCAGUCCCCCCAGCCCUGUCACCACCUCCUCUGUGAGCACCACUGUAUCGGUUGGUUCCACCAGCCAAGGGACUGUUGUCCCCACCAGGAACGAGAGUCUGGCCACCCCCACAGGUCCUCCCAGCACUGGCCAGACCAGUCCCCCCAGCCCUGUCACCACCUCCUCUGUGAGCACCACUGUAUCGGUUGGUUCCACCAGCCAAGGGACUGUUGUCCCCACCAGGAACGAGAGUCUGGCCACCUCCACAGGUCCUCCCAGCAGCACUACCACCACCACCAGUGGAGGUGACCUGGGCCCAACCCCACCUACAUCUGCCUCUUCCACCAGCAACCCUGGCCACAACGUUAGCACUACUCCAAGUCAUGUCAGCUCUACUGCUCCCUCAGCCAGACCCUCCACAGACCCCUCCAGCAGCGUGCAUCCCAGCAGCCCCACCACAGCUACCCUUCCAGACAUCACCGUCCCCACCAGAACAGCCUCUACUCCCAAACUGACAACUACAUUGCAACCUACCACUGGCAUCUCCAGUCCAAGCAAACCGUUGACCCCCAGCUCUGUCCUGACCAGCUCUACCACUUCUAAGAGCCCCCAGCCCACAGGUCCCAGCACCACACAGCCCCUGCCCACUGAUCACAUUGGUACACCCAAACCCACAUCAAAGAGACCAGGCACUGACCAGACCACUCCCAGACAACCUCCAGAUCGGGCACUCUGCACAGUUUCUGGAGAUCCCCAUUAUACAACAUACGACGGUCGCCUCUUCCAUUUCAUGGGUAAUUGCACCUACCUGCUUACGGCGGCCUGCAACGCCACACCCGGCCAGCCCACCUUCCAGGUCCAGACAACCAAUGAACACCGCGGGAGCAACACCCAGGUUUCCUACCUCAAGUCUGUCAGCGUAGCCGUCCAUGGGAUGCAGAUUGUGCUGCUGAAGGGGCGGAGAGUCACUGUGGACGGGAAGCGAGUUACCUUGCCUGUCUCUGUGGCUGCGGGACGGGUGUCCGUGCGCCUGAGUGGCACUUUCGUUCUGGUCCAAACGGAUUUCGGCCUCUUGGUGAGAUUUGAUGGGAACCACCAUGCCGAUGUCUCCGUCCCGUCAUCCUACAUUGGGGAGUUGUGCGGCCUUUGUGGGAACUUCAAUGGAGAAGCUGCAGAUGAUAACCUCAUGCCCAAUGGCACCUCAGCAGGGGCAGAUGACAACCGGCUGGGGGAGAGCUGGCAGGUGCCCAAUGUAGGAGAUGCCAGGCAAGUUUUCCACCCCCCUGGUCAUGGGAGGUGUCAUCCAGCAGAUCUGCAGGGCACCAGGUCGAAGAAGGCUGUCCCCUCCAUCACUUGCACAAUGUUCUCUUACAGCUGCAUCAACUCAGGCGACCCUGGAGAAUGCGAUCCAGAAAUUGCGGCUGAAGCUCAGGGACCCACCAGUUGUGGCAUUCUCACAGAUCCCCAAGGUCCAUUUGCUCCAUGCCAUGGCAAGGUGCCUCCCCAAGGGGCAUUUGAGAGCUGCAUCUACGAUCUCUGUGGCACUGGAGGAGACGCAGGGUUACUGUGCUUUGCACUGCAGUCCUAUGCCGACCGUUGUGCCCAAGCCGGGGUCACCAUCACCUGGAGGAACAGCACUUUCUGCCCCCUGAACUGUCCCCCUGGGAGCUCCUACACGCCCUGUGGCCCAGCCUGUCCGUCAACCUGCACAGAUCCAGAUGCCCAGAACAGCUGUCCUGAUCUGCCCUGUGUGGAGGGCUGUACAUGUGACCAGGGCGUCCUCAGUGGAGACCAAUGUGUCUUGCUCAGCCAGUGCGGCUGCACAGAUGCCAGUGGGCACUACCAUGCGGUUGGUGAGAGCUGGAUGGGAAACCUGAACUGCACCCAGCGCUGUUCUUGUGCAGCUGGCAACCAGAUCACCUGCGAGGAAUGGAGCUGUACCCCUGUCCAGGAGUGCCGGCCUGUGGAGGGCCUGCUGGGCUGCCAAGACACCGGAGUAGCCAGCUGCCACGUGGCUGGAGACCCCCACUACUUCACCUUUGACGGCAAGAUGGUCUCCUUCAUGGGCACCUGCACCUACACCCUGGUGGCCGUGUGCCAGCACGACCCUCGCCUCCCUGCCUUCAACAUCACAGCCAAGAAUGAGGAGCGUGGGCAGCCAGAGGCCUCCUACCUGCGCCUCGUGACGGUGAAACUUGAGGGUGUCGCCAUUACGUUGCAGAAAGGCCGGCGGGUGCUGAUUGACGGCCAGCGUGUGCGAACCCCCGUGGAGGGCCGCAUCCCCAGGUUCUCCAUCACUUCCAGCGGCAUCUAUGUGGUCCUAGAGACUGACUUUGGGCUGGUGGUGAAGUUCGAUGGAAACCAUCACUUGGAGAUCCAGCUGCCUGGGACGUAUUUUGGGAAGGUUUGUGGCAUGUGCGGAAACUUCAACAACCAGAGCACAGAUGACUAUCUGAUGCCAAAUGGACAUUUGGCUGCAAAUGACACUCAGUUUGGGAAUAGCUGGAAAGCCCCCGGUGAUGCUGAUGCAGGCUGUCAGCCAGACGACCGCCUGGACUUGCACCCCAACUGCUCCCACCAGGAACUGGAGCGCCUCCACGUCUUGUGCCUCGAGGUCAUGGCGCCCAAGUACCAGCCCUGCCAUUCCAUCAUCGACCCCAAGCUCUUCUUCCAGAACUGCCUUUACGACAUGUGCGAAUACCAGGGCAUGACCUCCGUCCUCUGCGACAACAUCCAGGCCUACGUGGAAGCGUGCAAGAGCCACGGCGUGACCGGCAUCUCCUGGAGGAACAGUACCUUUUGCCCUCUUCCGUGUCCUCCAAACAGCCACUUCACCGAAUGUGCAUCUCCCUGCCCAGCCACCUGCUCCAACCUCUAUGCCCCUGCCCACUGCCACCUCCCCACCCCCUGUGUGGAGGGCUGCGCCUGUGACCGAGGCCAUGUGCUAAGCGACUAUACCUGUGUCCCAACGUGGGAGUGUGGAUGCCUGGACUCCAAACAGGAAUACCACAACGCUCGAGACACCUGGAUAACGAGCGACUGCCUGAACCGUUGCACCUGCCUGGGCGGCGGGGAGAUCCGUUGCCAGCCUUUCCACUGCCUGCCGGGGUCCCAGUGCUCUGUUAGCACCGAUGGGUCGCGCUACUGCCGGCCGACCACCAUCCACCAGUGUGUGAUCUCGGGGGACCCACACUACCGCACUUUCGACAAUUUCGUCCACCACUUCCAAGGCCGGUGCACCUACACCUUGGCCCGCACGCUGGGCCAGCUGCCCGAGGCCCUGGAGCCCCUCUCGGUGGCAGGCAGGAACUACCGCCGGUCCGUGCUCCAGCGGGUCUCCUUCCUGCGUGAGGUCUACGUCGAGGUGCUGGGCCACCGCAUCACCCUGAUGCAGGGGCGCAAGAUGGCGGUCAACGGGGUGAUGGUCACUCCUCCCUACUCCCCCAGAGACGGGCUCCAGAUCACCCAGAGGGGCCGCAGCCUCUUCGUGCAGACCAGUUUUGGCCUCUCGGUCUCCUUCGAUGGCAAGAAUGCUGCCGAGAUCGUCUUGCCCAGCACAUACCAGAAGCAUGUUGGGGGGCUCUGCGGGAAUUACGAUGGGCAGCGGAAUAACGAGUACAUGAAACCGGACGGGAAGCUGACCCGGUCACUCAACACCUUCGGCAACAGCUGGCAGGUUUCGGCCCAGAGGAGGGCCCUGGAUGGAGGCAGCGGGGACCUCGGCCCCGCCCGAGUCAGGCGCCAGGAGCCUGCCGAAGAGCCCGAAUCGGGAUUCGAGGUGGACUGCACUCCGGAGCAGCUGGCCUUCGUAAACGGGACCACGGUCUGUGGGGCACUGGCAGCCCCCGCGGGACCCUUCUCGGCCUGCCAUGGUGUCGUGUCUCCUGCCCCUUUCCAAGAGAGCUGCGUCUAUGACAUGUGUGCGUUGUUCAAUGACACGGAGCUCCUGUGCCAAGACUUCGAGGCCUAUGUCCAGCUGUGCCAGGAGGAGGGCGUGGACCUGGGGCUGUGGAGGGAGAAGACCGGCUGCAUGAUUCAGUGUCCGGCCCAUACCAGCUACCAGCCCUGCAUGAGCGCCUGCCCCGCAAGCUGCGCCAACCUGGCCGCCCCUUCCGCCUGCGAGGCCCCUUGCGUUGAGGGCUGUGCCAGCGCCCCCGGCUACGUCCUCAGUGGGCUGGUCAGCGUCCCCUACAACCAGUGCGGCUGCUCCCACAACAGCCAGUAUUACCAGAUCAAUGAGACAUUCAUGACGGAGGACUGUUCCCAGCGAUGCACCUGCCGGUUCACGGAGGUCUUGGAGUGCUCGCCGGCAGGAUGUGGCGAAGGGGAGAUCUGUGCGGUGGCCAGCUACGUCCGCGACUGCUUCCGAGACAGUCCCUGCCUCAGCAGCCCCUGCCAGAACGAGGGGACGUGCCAGGAGGCCUCAGGGGGCUUCGUCUGCCUCUGCCUGGAGGGCUACAUCGGACUCUUCUGCGAGGAAGCCCUGCUGGACGAUGUGUCCCCAGCACCCAGCGCCCCCAACACCACCACCACCACCACCACCACCACCCGGUUGCUGGGUGUCAGCAGCACCUCCCAGGCUCUGCCAGGUGGCACCCUGACUACUAAGCCAGAGGGCUCUAACUUGAUGGACAUCCUGCUCGGAGUCUUCAUCUCCCUGGCCAUCCUCCUCCUCCUCACGCUGAUCAUUGUCUGUGUCUGUCGGCACCGAAACAAGAGGAAGAUGGACGAAGACCGCGUGGCUGUCCUCUCCACUCCAGGUGAGCAGCCCGGGGAUCUCUCUGAGAGCAGCUGGGCCGUGGAGCCCGACAGGCCCGCUGUGACCGGAUGUGCUUCGCCGCCUUUUGUCUUUCAGGCUCAGUGGGGGCUUCACACCCUCCCAGCAGCAGAAUCACUUCCCUGUGAGGGCAGAUCCCUUGGAAGAGCCACUCCGUCUUCUGAGGCCCGAGCAAGGACCCCCCCCCCGCUCUCCAUCUUUGCCAGGACGCCAAAGCCUGGAACAUGCAACUUCCAGGCCUCACAAAGGGUGCCUGUCCUGGCUGAGUGUCCACCUGCGGCUGUUGUGGAUCCCAGCUUGGCUCAGCCUCAGCCCUGUCCUGUGUCAAACCCCAGCACUGGGGCUACAAAGAAGACCCCUGGCCAGCUGGGGGAACCAAGACCCAGCAAUAGCAGCAGCGAGCAAGAGGGGGCCGAAGUGGGAGGCACCACCAGGGCCAGGCCAAACCAUGGAGGUGCCCAAAGGACGGAUCACCCUUCGGCUGCCAGGCAAGAAAGGGGGAUUAAGUGCCGCAAGGCCCCUCAGCAGGCGGGGGCUGUUCUGGGUCUCUAA